Myotis myotis is the source of this 705-nucleotide messenger RNA. RefSeq names its product beta-casein-like. The record is from RefSeq and is a predicted model, not a curated record. Gene Ontology annotation, cellular component: extracellular region. The transcript has 7 exons. Lineage: Eukaryota; Metazoa; Chordata; Mammalia; Chiroptera; Vespertilionidae. Bases 1 to 705 code for a protein of 234 amino acids.
AUGAAGGUCCUCAUCCUUGCCUGCCUCGUGGCCCUUGCUCUUGCCUGGGAGAAAAAAGAACUCAGUGUAUCUAGUGAGACGGUAGAAAGCAUUUCCAGCAGUGAGGAAUCCAUUACCCACAUCAACAAGAAACCUGAGCAGUUUGAAAAUGAGGAACAGCAACAAAGAAAGGAUGAACGCCAGGACAAAAUCCACCCCUUUGUCCAGCCACAGCCUCUUUUCUAUCCUUAUGCUGAGCCCAUGCCUUACCCUGUCCUUCCACAAAACAUCCUGCCUCUUGCCCAGCCUGCUAUGGUGCUGCCUCUCCUUCAGCCUGAAGUGAUGGAAGUCCCCAAUACUAAGGAGACCAUCAUUCCUAAGCGCAAUGUGAUGCAAUUGCCUAAAUCUCCAGUAGUGCCAUUUCUUCAGCGCCAGAUCCCAAACCUCACUGAUCUCAAAGCACAGCUUCCUCUGCCUCUGCUCCAGCCCUGGAUGCCCCAGAUCCCCCAACCUCUUCUUCAGACUCCCAUGCUUCCCACUCAGCCCCUGGUCUCCCUUCCUCAGUCCAAAGUCCUGCCUCUUUCCCAGCAAGUGUUGACCUACCCCCAGAGAGCAAUGCCUGCUCAGGCCCUUGUGCUGAACCCAGAGCUUCUGGUUGACCCUACCCAGGCAUUCUACCCUGUGACGCAACCUAUUGCCCCAGUUUACAACUUACAACAAGUUUAA